AUGGAAUGAGAGGAGGAGGGAGCAGAAGAGAAAGCUCAAUAGAGAAGAGGGAGAUGAAACAAGUACAGCCGCUUAGACAGAAGGGUGGCGAAUGAUUUGGAGCAAUGUCUCAGGCUUGGAAUGGAUCUGACUCAUCAGAACUGCCCCCAGGGGGCAUCAUUGUACCCGUGGUCUUUUCCUUGAUAUUUGCUCUGGGCACAGUGGGGAAUGGUUUAGUUUUGGUUGUGCUACUGAGAAAUGGCCAGACCAAGUACAACACCACAAAUCUCUUCAUUCUAAACCUGGGGGUGGCCGACUUAUGCUUCAUACUGCUGUGUGUUCCAUUUCAAGCAACUAUCUACACCUUGGAUGGAUGGCUAUUCGGGGCAUUCCUCUGCAAGGCUGUUCACUUCUCCAUCUAUCUCUCCAUGUAUGCCAGCAGUUUCACAUUGGCUGCCGUCUCGGUUGACAGGUACUUGGCCAUCCGUUACCCACUUAAAUCACGAGACCUCCGUACAGCUAGAAAUGCCCUGGCAGCCAUUGCAGUUAUAUGGGCUCUUUCUGUCCUGUUUGCAGGACCUUACCUGAGCUACUAUCACAUCAUUCUCUACAAUGAAGUGCCCAUCUGUAUUCCCAACUGGGAAGAUCGUAGGAGGAAGAUCAUGGAUGUAUCCACAUUUGUCUUUGGUUACCUUCUACCAGUACUUAUUCUUGGAUUGUCCUAUGCUAGAACCAUCUGUUUUCUGUGGACUUCAGUGGAUCCCGUAAAGACUGUAUCUGAAUCUCGAAAAGCAAAACACAAAGUAACCAAAAUGAUAAUAAUAGUAGCGGUGCUCUUUUGCAUCUGCUGGCUGCCUCAUCACUUAGUGAUCCUUUGCUUCUGGUUUGGACACUUUCCCUUCAACCGAGCCACAUAUGCCUUCCGCCUUGUGUCCCAUUGUAUGUCCUAUGCUAACUCAUGCCUCAAUCCUAUUGUUUAUGCUCUUAUUUCCAAGCACUUUCGGAAAAGGUUCAAGCAAGUUUUCACAUGUAUGCUCACUCAGAAGCGGGCACGCAACAAAGUCCACGCAGUGCAAACGGCUAACACAGUAGCUGGCUUUUAUGCUGGAAAUACAGAGGUUACGCAAGUUCAGGAAGAAACUGCUCGUAGUGGAAGAGCAGCAAGAGAUGAAGGUAUUGAGAUUGGCAGCCCAGAAGAAUCAUCCAGCUGCAGGGUGGUUGAAGGAACCUGGGGGACGCGGUUGCCCAAGACUGUUGGUUUUACAACACAGGCAACAUAAAAAGAAAUGCUCAACAGUUGCACUGAAUGGUGGCAUCAAAAUCAGCAUGGUGGAGGGUGAUCUCAUUUAUCCACCGCUAGGUUCUCCAGGUGCUGUUAGGCAAAUUACAACUUUAUAAUGUACCUCAGGCAACAUGGAUUAGAUACAAUGGUAUUUGAGUGAAAUAAUUGCCAGUGCCUGGUUACACAACAAAUGACCCUCGUAAUAGAUGGAAAAUUCUAUUGGAAUGAAACAACCUUGAGCUUUACAUUGUACUGCCUUCACUAUGACUUCUAUUCAUGGGGUGAAGGUACAUUUGCUAUAGGUCCUGCACUGUAAAAUGCUGCUAAUUUUAUCCAAGUAUUUUAAGAAAAAUUUUUAUUCUUACAAGAACUGAAAAGAACUAUAUCUUCUGAAAGUAAAAGCAGAUAACUUUGUAAAUGAUGUUCACAAAGAGUUGUGGUAACGCUCCACUGAAGUGAAAGAAAUAAAAUGCUAAAUGUGUUUCGCGCAUGGUGCACACAAUACCUUUCAUUGUGUCUUGAAAGAUGACAUGUAACAAGCUGUGGAAGAGGAAUUUAUUACUGACGUGUCCAUAACUACAGUCAAUCCAUACAACUGUAGCCACCAAUCACACCGAUAGUAUUGACAGUAUCAAUAACAUGAGUGCUGCUGCUCCAAUUAGUCGUACUCAUUUACAUUCUGACCAUAUGGUCAAAAGUCAAUUUUCCAAACACUGAACCAUAUACAGUAGAUAAGAUAUAUUUUUAACUCACUGAAGUCUUGCUGUAUGUUAAAUGUGUUAAAUACGGCAAAUCAAAUGUAUUUUCUCUAUUAAAAUGUAACCCUUUUAUUGAUCUGAAAUGAAAUGUAGCUAUUGCCUUAUUAACUGAUGAUUUACUGUUGACUUACAAGUGAAGAGGAUAUCUGGUGUUUACAUUAUUAUCAUAAUUUUUUAAUUUUACUUUUAUUUAAAUGGAAUCUGUCAUCUGCAUCACUCACAGUUACCUAUUGGUAUAGGCUUGUAGUGCCAGCGACACGGAUGACAAUGGUACUUACCGUUUGCUGAUCUAUGGCUUCUUUUCUCUGUUCCCCUUAUUGUGUUUAUGCAAAUGAAGUAGCUUAGUGCACUCGGUGUGUUCCUCCUCCCCUGUGCAGUGGCAAGGGAUCGAACAGGUGAAUAUGGCUUUAUUUAAUGUUUUUUCAACAGAGUCUGACUGCUUGGCUUCAAGGGGAGAUUAGAACGGUCCGGGCAGAGAGUCAUGACCCUACUGCACCAAAUAACUAAUGUGCAUACUGAAUAUAAAAAAGUUUUUCCAUAUAAUGGCGCAGUUCAUCAAGAUUCUACAGGUAGUGUUCAUUACACAAAAACAUCCUCUAUUUAGUAAUAGCAGUGGUCUAAUUUCAG
Hyla sarda is the source of this 2646-nucleotide messenger RNA. RefSeq names its product galanin receptor 3 (gene GALR3). NCBI's taxonomy places the organism in Eukaryota, Metazoa, Chordata, Amphibia, Anura, Hylidae. Bases 105 to 1259 code for a protein of 384 amino acids. Gene Ontology annotation, molecular function: G protein-coupled receptor activity. Gene Ontology annotation, biological process: G protein-coupled receptor signaling pathway. The record is from RefSeq and is a predicted model, not a curated record. Gene Ontology annotation, cellular component: membrane. The transcript has 3 exons.